Molecule: messenger RNA, 2139 nt
Organism: Xyrauchen texanus (razorback sucker)
Lineage: Eukaryota; Metazoa; Chordata; Actinopteri; Cypriniformes; Catostomidae
Product: protocadherin beta-16-like
Exons: 4
Coding region: 1-2139 (712 amino acids)
Biological process (GO): homophilic cell-cell adhesion
Cellular component (GO): plasma membrane
Molecular function (GO): calcium ion binding
Source: RefSeq, a predicted model, not a curated record
AUGGCGAAAGGCUCUUUAGUCGGUAACAUAGCGCAGGAUUUGGGUUUAGAUUUAAAGAGACUGAAAUCGGGUAAAGCCCGUAUUUAUACCGGAGACAGCGCUGAAUACAUCGAGCUGAAUAAAGAAAGAGGAGUCCUCCUUAUCAAAGAGAGAAUAGACCGAGAGGCGCUAUGCGGACAGACAACGCCUUGCGCACUACAUUUUCAGAUUAUUUUAGAAAAUCCUAUUGAAUUUUACCACAUCACUGCUGAGGUAACCGAUAUCAAUGAUAAUUACCCUUAUUUCAGUAAACCAGAAACCUAUUUUGAAAUGAGUGAAUCCGCCGUAAAUGGGGCGAAGUUCUAUAUAGAGCAAGCCGUGGAUCUAGAUGUUGGGACGAAUGAUAUCCAAAGCUACGCACUUUCAUCUAGCGAACAUUUUGCAUUAAAACUGCAUAGUCAAGCAGAUGGUAGGAAAGCGGUUGAGAUGGUCUUACAAAAACCUCUCGAUCGAGAGAAAGAGGAACAUAUUGCUUUAGUUUUGACAGCCGUUGAUGGAGGUGAUCCGCAUCUUUCUGGAACAUCACAGAUACGUAUUAAAGUGCUUGAUGUAAAUGACAAUGCACCUGUUUUCACACAUUCUGUAUAUAAAGCCACUGUCACAGAGAAUUCGCCGAAAGGGACUGUCGUCAUGAGAGUCGAAGCCUCUGAUGCAGAUCAGAGCACAAACGGUAAAAUUGAUUAUUCAAUUACCAAUACUCACGAUGGUGUCCCUGAAACGUUUGAAAUAAACAGUCAAAAUGGUGAAUUGAGAAUAAUUGGUGUUAUCGAUUACGAAAAAGCCAGGAACUAUCAGAUUAAUGUUAGAGCGAGUGAUCAUGGUGGUCUAUCAGAUUCAAGUAAAAUAAUGAUCGACGUUUUAGAUGUCAAUGAUAAUACACCAGUAAUCAAUAUUAUGUCAAAGUCAGCUAUGCUAUCAGAAGAUAUUAAACCUGGCACUGUUGUUACUGUUAUAAACACACAAGACUUGGAUUCUAAUGACAACGGCAAGGUCCAGUGCUUUAUUAAUGAAAAUUAUCCAUUCGCCUUAAUGACGACCACUUCUAAUUUCUUUAGUUUGGUCACAGAUGGUGAUUUAGAUCGGGAGAGAGAUUCUGAGUAUAACAUCAGUGUGACGUGCGCUGAUGAGGGCGUGCCCUCUCUCUCCAGCAGCGUCACUCUCUCCUUACAGAUAUCAGAUGUGAAUGAUAACGCGCCUGUGUUUGACAAGAGCUCAUAUGAGGCCUCUGUUCAAGAAAACAACACACCGGGUCUUUCCAUAUUCACAGUCAGAGCCAGAGACGCAGAUUUUAACCAGAAUGCCCGUGUGUCUUACAUACUGGAGGACUCCUCUGUUAACGGAGUGCCCGUCUCCUCGUUGGUGUCCGUUAGUGCUGAUAGUGGAGUCAUACAUGCAGUGCGAUCUUUCGAUUACGAGCAGAUCAAAGAUUUCCCGUUCCGCGACCAGAAUGACAACGCGCCUCAGGUUCUGUAUCCGGUCCAGUCUGGUGCUUCUGUGGUGGCUGAAAUAGUGCCUCGUUCGGCAGAUGUGGGUUAUCUGGUCACUAAAGUGGUGGCUGUUGAUGUGGACUCUGGACAGAAUGCCUGGCUCUCAUAUAAACUGCAGAAAGCCACAGACAGGGCGCUGUUUGAAGUGGGCUUACAGAAUGGAGAAAUAAGAACUGUACGUCAAGUGACAGAUAAAGAUGCUGUGAAACAAAGGCUCACUGUUGUAGUGGAGGACAACGGGCAGCCCUCUCGUUCAGCUACAGUCAAUGUGAACGUGGCGGUGGCGGACAGCUUCCUGAAGUGCUCUCCGACCAUACUGUCAGUCAAAUGCUACAGAUGGAGACGUGAGCGGAUGUAUUACAAAUCUGGCGCGAAUCUGCCGGUUAUUCCGUAUUAUCCGCCUCUUUACGCAGACGUAGGGGGCACAGGAACUUUACAGCACGUGUACAAUUAUGAGGUUUGCAGAACCACUGACCCCAGAAAGAGUGAUCUGAAAUACGUCAGACCUUGCAGUGAGAGCAUCAUUAGUCUGGACACCAGUGGAGCACAGACACUCACGCAUGCGCAGAGAGAGAAACUGACCAGUGAAGAGUUUCAUGAUCAGUGUCGCUGA